Messenger RNA from Bradysia coprophila, 2350 nucleotides. RefSeq names its product minichromosome maintenance 10 homolog (gene Mcm10). Lineage: Eukaryota; Metazoa; Arthropoda; Insecta; Diptera; Sciaridae. Gene Ontology annotation, biological process: DNA replication initiation; DNA replication. Gene Ontology annotation, cellular component: nucleus; nuclear replication fork. The record is from RefSeq and is a predicted model, not a curated record. Gene Ontology annotation, molecular function: DNA replication origin binding; single-stranded DNA binding.
UGUUCUUGGCGGGAGAAUAGAUUUUUGACAUAAAGUUUUUAUUUUUGUCCGUUUGUCAUUCACAAGUCCAUAGAAAUCAAAAUAUAAAAAUUUGUCGACUGACAACCAUAAUGGAGGUGAAUGACGAAUUAGAUCAAUUUUUGCUGGAAGUUGCUGAAGCCGAAGACCAGAAUUCAAGUCAGUUACCAAAUUUACGCGACGACAAUGCAUUUUCUGCAGCACUUGAUGCCAGCUCAUCCACAACUUCCAAGCCAACAGUGCAGUCAAGUGUGAUUCAUGAGAAUGGUGCAUUAGAUUCGUCGGACGAUGAGGAUAUGAAAAAUUUCCUCGAACGAAAAUACAACGAAUAUGGUCGCGACAUUCAAUCAAAAUUGAAGAAACAAAACGAAGAGCAAAUCGAUCGGAUCGUAACGAGGGAAGUGGACCAAAACAUUAGGAAAUCAACACCAAAGAGCACUCUGACGGAAAUUCACUUUCCGAAGUACAAUCCAAAACCAAUUACUGCUGCCAGUAAGCCUGAUAAUGUUGGCGUGUACACGGAUCCCAUUUUUGGCAUUAGGAUCAUUCAUCCGUUGAUUUCCAGUACUCAGCUCGGCGAACGAAUGGUUGGCCGAAUUGCAGUACCGAUGUCGUCACUGCGAAAACAUUUGGACCAUGGUGACUUAUCGAAAGACUGGGCAGUGGCUGGUGCAAUCGUUAAGAAGAGUGCUGUUCUCACUAGCAAGAAGGGAGCACAGUACGUUAUAUGGACUCUCAGUGAUUUGCGCGGUGAAAUCAAAACGAUUUCGUUGUUUCUGUUCAAAAAUGCGUACAAGCAACUGUGGAAGACAGCUGAGGGGAUGGUCGUUGCUGUUUUGAAUCCAGGCGUAUUCGACAGUAAACAGGGCAAAGGUGAUGAGGCGUGCCUAUCGGUGGACAAUGCCCAGAAAUUUAUGGUGUUAGGUCAAUCGAAAGAUCUAGGUACAUGUCGCAGUCGCAAGAAGAAUGGCGACAUGUGUCACGCUAUUGUGAACCUGGGUGACUGCGAGUAUUGUGUCUAUCACGUCAAGCAGGAAUACAGCAAAAUGUCAGGUCGAUCAGAAUUACAGUCAGCAACUAGUGGCCGGGGACUGGAUGCAUUACGGAACAAAGUGCUGGGCAAAAGUGAAGUGUUCUAUGGAGGACAGUCGUUUUUGGCGGUACCUGCGAAGAAGAACCCUAAACAAAUAGCUAAAGACCAACGUCGCCUACAAAUGCUAUCCGAACAAAGUCAGUCGAAUCAAUUACUGGAAAGUAGAGAUAGUAAUCGGUUGGCAGGCCUGAGUACCCCUGAAAAUGGCAUGUCGAUGGCUGUGAACUACAACAAACCAGCAACUUCAAAAAUCGCUGCUGGUGUCGAGGCCAACAUUUCACAACGUCGUAAGGACCUGGAAAGAUUAAAGCAACUCGAAGCCUUGCACGAAAGCCAAACUGAAAAUAAAACCCAAAAAGAACCAGUCACUGCAGCACCGAAACCGUUGACCAAUGCGAUACCAACGCUAAGCCGCUCCAGCUUUUCAAUUGAUCUGCCUGCGCCGGAUAAGAGAACUCAACUGGCCAAGGCAAAAGCACUGGCAAUUUUAAAGAACAAACCGAUUGAAAAAUCGAAUCCGAAUUUCAUCAAAUAUCGCGGCACAGUCGAAGGUAAGAAACGCGUACAAUCGGAAAUGUUGAGUCGUGACCCCGGCGAAGUGAAACGGCAAAAAAUUACCGAAGAUGCGGAGAAAUUUCGCCGGGAGAGAAUACAAAAGAUUAUGGAGACAAAAUCCUCACAUUCUGACCUGAUCGACGAGCAUGCCAAGGAUGCCGAAGACAAAUAUUUCAGUAAGCAGGUGAAGAAGGAGGCAAUGGAGGAGAAAAUGCUGAACACGUUUGAGGUUGAUUGUAAAGCCGUUGUGUGUCUGAAAUGCAGGUACACAGCCCUAUCAUCGGCGGACCGGUGCAAGAACGAAGGGCAUCCAAUUAAAGUGAUUGACGCCAAGAAACGCUUCUAUCAGUGUUCCGAUUGCGGCAAUAGAACGGUUACAGUGCAUCGCAUGCCGCAAACGAGCUGUAAGAAUUGUCAAGGGUCCAAGUGGCAACGAGCUGGUAUGAUCAAAGAGCGUGCAACUGAAAAAGUUGGCGAACAGUUGUCGAUUAGAGGGGACGAAGAAAUGUUUUUGGGAAGUUUGCACGGGAACGGAAAUUUGAACUUAUGUGUGGCGGAAUCGUAGGUUCGUUUUUGAAAAAUUUUAUAAUUUACUUCUUGAGAUACUUUAAAAGAGGCUGCUGCAACUCAACACAAUUUUUUUUAAGUCAAAGUCGUUAAUGAUAAAAAAAUAAAGAAAAUCCU